Lutzomyia longipalpis is the source of this 1461-nucleotide messenger RNA. RefSeq names its product esterase E4-like. The record is from RefSeq and is a predicted model, not a curated record. The transcript has a single exon. Lineage: Eukaryota; Metazoa; Arthropoda; Insecta; Diptera; Psychodidae. Bases 1 to 1461 code for a protein of 486 amino acids.
AUGUGGAGUGAAAAAGCUUUGCUUGUGAGCUUUUUGUUGGGAUUUGUGUGGAGUGUUGUGCAUGGGCAUGGGCAGUGUGAAGUGAAAUUAAAAUAUGGAUAUGGGGAUGUUCAUGGACGUGGAUUAUUGAGUAAAACCCCUAAAGGGGAUCCUCUGUGCUCAUUCCUUGGGAUUCCCUAUGCUCAACCCCCAAUUGGGGUGCUGCGCUUUGAGCCACCGCAACCCUUGGAUUUGGCCUAUUACUCAUCUUCUUUCGAUUUCACGGUUAAAAGCCCAAUUUGUGUGCAGAAUAUGUUGCUACAUAAUGGGACGAGUGGACAAGAGGACUGCCUGUACCUCAAUGUGUACAAGAAGCAAUCGCAUUGGACUGAAUUGAAGCCAGUGAUUGUUUGGCUCCAUGGUGGUUGGUUUCAAACAGGAUCAGCCUACAGCAGGAAUGCAGAUCAACCUGACUAUCUCGUGGAUGAAGAUAUUAUUUUUGUCACCCUAAACUACCGCCUUGGAGCUUUGGGAUUCCUCUUUCGCAACAAGGACACCUUUACUGGGAACCUUGGGCUGCGUGAUCAAGUUGAAGCCCUCAAAUGGGUCAGAGCAAAUAUUGCUGCAUUUGGUGGGAAUCCACAGAAGAUAACACUAAUGGGAUGGAGUGCAGGAAGUGCCUCAGUUGCAUACCAUUUGCAAGCUCCUGCCUCUCGAGGGCUCUUCCAGGCAGCCAUAAUGAUGAGUGGAACUUCCUUCAAUCCAUGGGCAUAUGAAAGGCACACGCAAGGAUGUGUGAAUGUCCUGUGCAAAACCCUAAAUAUUCCCUGCGCCCAUGGGGAUCUAAAGGAAAUUCUCAAACGCAUCCCAACGUCAUAUUUCAAAUCAAUUGCCCUAAAUUCCCAAACAGUCAUAUCCUACUUGGGAGAACCAGCUCCAUGCUUUGAGCCAACAGUUGAACUCCAAGAGGUUGCCUAUGGAACAGCCAUGGUUCAGGACUUACAGCAACGACUAAUCUCACAACCCAUUCUCAAUGACGUUCCCCUAAUGAUAGGACACACAGUUGCCGAAACUUGGCCAAGCUUCCACACUAAUCGAUUUUCAUUGCAAAAUAGCUGGAAUUAUUCAUUCACAAAUACCAGGGAUGAUGUCCUUUCAUCCCUAAGACGCUACCUCAUAGCUGGGACGAAGGAACUAAAUAAUCUCAGCAAACAACUAAUGACCGAAGCCAUCCUACUUCAUGGAAUUAGGGAUUUUGCAGAAUACUACACAACCAAUGCUGAUUCCAACAUUUUCUUCUAUCGAUUCUCUCACAAGCAAAGAGGAAAUGACAUUGGAUCAUUCCAUGGGGAUGAACUACCCUAUAUUUUUGGACAACCAGAUGGACCAACAGGAAAGUCUAAAACAUCCCAAAAUCAUGAAGAUGGAUUAAUUAGAAUGAGACUUGUACGAUACAUUACGGAUUUCGCUAAAUUCGGGUAA